AUGGCGAGUAGCUUGGGCGAGAUCUUUCAGGUGGUGGUGGUCGAGUGCAUCCUGUAUCUGGAGUUUCGGGUGGGAAUGAUUCGGGUUGGGUACGGGUCUCGCAUCCGGGGAGCGGCCCGGAGGCUUCUGCAUCUCUCCCGGGCCAGGCUGUCAGGAGAAUCGGUAACCGGGGAGGGAGACAGGAAGGCUGCUCUGGACCCGACCCUGCUCCCGUAUCUGGUGUGUCCCCUGUCCAGAAAGCAGCUCAGAUAUGAUGAAUCCUCCAAUCAGCUGAUCAAUGAUGAGUUGGGAAUAGCCUAUCCUGUUGUCGAUGGAAUUCCCAACAUGAUCCCUCAGGAUGCAAAGUUAAUUCGCAAGAGUGAAGACACACCCAAGGCGGAAGAACUUUCACAGCAGUAA
Molecule: messenger RNA, 399 nt
Organism: Stegostoma tigrinum
Lineage: Eukaryota; Metazoa; Chordata; Chondrichthyes; Orectolobiformes; Stegostomatidae
Product: protein preY, mitochondrial-like
Exons: 3
Coding region: 1-399 (132 amino acids)
Source: RefSeq, a predicted model, not a curated record